Struthio camelus australis is the source of this 1257-nucleotide messenger RNA. RefSeq names its product stabilizer of axonemal microtubules 1 (gene SAXO1). Gene Ontology annotation, molecular function: microtubule binding. The record is from RefSeq and is a predicted model, not a curated record. Gene Ontology annotation, cellular component: ciliary basal body; axonemal microtubule; centriole. Lineage: Eukaryota; Metazoa; Chordata; Aves; Struthioniformes; Struthionidae.
GCCCAAGGAAGAAUACAGGAUGCCGCAGAUACCUAUGGAAGGCAUCUCGACUGUGAAGAGAGAUUACGUAGCUCAUGAAGUGUUCCCACCGAAAUUCAAACCACCUGAAAAGAUUGUCAAGAGUGAUGAGAGUAUGGAUUUGACCUCCACGUAUAGACAAGAUUAUAACCCCUACCCUAUCUGUCAAGUACCUCCAUGUCUCCCCCGUGAGACCAGAAACACCAACAAUCACAAGAUGGACACAUGGACAACUUACAAAGGUGACUAUGUGCUAUGGAAAGAACCAAAGAGAGAGAUGAUCAGACCGGAUGAUACUUAUCACCCAUCAGAAGAAAAAUUUGACUGCAGAACCAGUGUCCAGGAUGACUACCUCUAUAGGGGGCCAGUUGCCACUAAUAGCUGCAAACCUGUGAAUCUGGCCCAGAAAAGCAAGGAUCCCUUUGAGACUAUAACAAAUUAUAAAGUGGAUUAUGUACUACAUCCUUUGGAGAAGCCCUACGUCCAUAAACAUGAGAAAUACAAGGCCAGUGAGGCCCCAUUUGAUGGCCUCACUACCCACAAGUUAUCUUACAAGGGGCUGGCUGGCCAGCCAGCCCAGCUGGCAAAACCAGACCAGCCAAAGCCUCAUCAUGAUCUUCCAUUUUCAUCUACAACAGAGUUCCAGGAAAAAUACCGAACUUGGCCACUGCCUCCAUUAUUCACCAAAAAACCUGCUGUAUAUGUUCCUCCUGUGGAGAAAAUGGACCUCCACACCACUACUCAGUUACAUUACAUGCAUCCAAAUGGCCAGCCGGCCAGGAUGUGUCGGUCUUUGGUCCAAUUUAAAAAAAGUACUGAACCAUUUAAUAGCUCUUCUACAAUGAAGGAAGACUAUAAGCCCUGGCAGUGCAAGCGAACAAAACCUAUCAUUCCUGUUCCUGAGCUGAGUUGCCCAGCAGAACCGAUAGAUUACUCAACUACCUUUCAGACCUACUACACACCUCAUCCACUCUCUAUCACGAAGAGCUGCAAGCCUCGCUGGCCAGGACCAAGGUCUUGGACGCCACUAGAGGCCAAAACCACCUAUGCUACCAGUUACACACCAAAGGGCACUGCUAGAUGCCUGGCUUCAUACAAAGAGCCACCAGGUUACAUGUUUAAGGGAACUGAUGACAUUGGUCACAAAUUGUUUCUACCCGUUUUCAAGGGUGAAUGCUCAGCAGACGGACGUUGAAGAAGAAAGAGAGUGGAAGCAGCCUUCUUGGGAAGGGAUCCAAA